GAGGGGAGAGAGACAGGGAGGGGAAGCCGCCGCCGAGGAGGGCGGAGCGGCCGCCGCGGUCCGGACGCGCCCCGGUUACCGUGACAACGGCGUCGGCCGAGCCGAAGCGGCCCGGACCCGGCAGGCCCCGCUGCCCGGCCGCCCAUGCCGCGGAAAGCGCUGCGCUGCGUCCUGCAGCUGGAGCUCCGCUCGAUAACUUGUCCUGGAGUGCAGCUGAAAGACAAACAGGAACUUUAUCUCAGUGUCUUUGUAUUUGGGCAGUACCACAAAACUGAAUGUGUCCCUGCAGCGUUCCCACUCUUCUUUCAAGAAAGACUACUAUUUGAAAAGGAAUUUGCUAAUAUAGUUGAUCCUGGAGACCUUGUGAAGUUACUGGAGUUUGACACAGCAGUACUUGAACUAAUACAGCUUGUUCCUCCAGUGGGAAAAGUUCUAGCUACAUAUGAAGAAAAUACAAGAGAUUUCCUGUUCCCUGACCCUAAGCUUACCCAUGGGCACCGUGGUUUGCAGCGUGAGGUUUUAAUGAAGAGGUCCCCGUCUUUCACAGGAAUUGCACCAAAAUUGAGAUUUUCUACAACCUCCCUUAUUUCAGACAGUCUGUUAAUCCUAGGAAGGAGUCACAUACAGACUGAUAGAAACUGGAUGCAUCAUUCGACCCUAAAUGGAAAAAUGCCCUCAAAGCUAGCAAAGAAAAGCCCUGCUUCAGCUGAGAAGGGCGGGCAGAGCUCGGCAGUGAGGAGCUACGAGCAGCCCACCAUCGCCUCCAAGUCGCGCUCGCCGUCCCCGUACACCAAGCGCCGCAUGUGCGAGCUAUCGGAGGAGUCCAGGCAGAGGCUGGCCCACCUGAACCUGGGCCCUCACGAGUUCAGGAGAGACACUGACAAACCUCCCUUUGUCAUCAGACGGGUUGGACAGCAAAGUCCUGGUGCUAAACUUCAUUCUUGGUGUUCCCUGCGAGAAAGCACAGCAGAAGCCUGGCCCAAGGCACCCCAUGAUCAUUCUCCUCACAACAGCUACAGGCCCAAGAAAACUGAAGCAAAAUCUACCAGUGGAAAAGGCUUGGAUAGUUUUGCUGUUUGCAAGGAGGAUGUAAGCCCAGAUCCACCCCAGAUCCACAGAGAGUCCCAUUCUGCAGCUUCUUUGGAGCAUUCAGCAACUCCAGCAGUUCAGGAGUCUCCGAGUUGUGUGCUGAGUCGAUCUUCUCUGAAGGAAAGUCCCUGGGUUAAUAUUUUGGGCCAACUUCCCAGCUUCAGUGUCUUAUGAGGGUGGGAUAGAAGAAAUGUCAAGAAUACAACAGAUGAUUUCAUGCUUAAGCCCUCCAGUCCGUCAAGGAGAGGAUUCCCUGCUUCCUGAGUAGAACGUGUUCUUGGUGCUCCUCUUGUACAUUCAAGUAGCAAGUUACUGGUUGGCUUUCUGGAACAGAAAAACUGUAUGCAAAGCUAGGCCUGAGUAGGAUAAUAGAUAAAAUAAUUAGGAGAAACUAAGGAUCAAACUGAUGACCCAUCCUAAAUGUUGAAAAUGUGCUUUGGUGACCAGUUCACACUCUGUUACCAUUGGUACCAACUUAGUCAAUGCUUGCAGGUUGCAUUUUACAGCCUACACGCAGCCUAAUGCUUGUUUCCAAAAUAGAAAAACUGUCUCAGUUUUUUUCUUUAAAAAGAAAAAUGACAGAUGGCAGGUGGGGACUGAAUUUUUAAUACUCACAAAGAUCAAGUUGGUGUUUUAACAUCUUCCUCUGCUUGAAAACUUGUUUGUUAGUUGUCCUGUGUAAUAGUGCAUCUUGGAAAGUGUUACACAGAGAUUAGGAUGUAUCUGGGGUCUGAAGGAGGUUUCUUUGUCAUCUUGUCUGCCUCCCCGCUCUUCUCUGACAGUGUUUGUGCAUUAGUUUUACCCAUGUCUGGGGAAGAGAUAUUGUCAUGGUAACUUUUUUAUCCUUUCUUCAGCUGGACUCUUUCUGGGGGGUUGGGGCUAAAUUAGAUACACAUUUUAUUUAGAGCUGAUGGGGUGCCUUCUAUUGAUAGCAGGAAAGUCUUGUAUGUUGUGAGCUGCUGUUACAUGCAUAGUAAUUUAGUCAUCUGCCAUUUAAUCUUGAACUUGUCUGAAUGUUCUUGCUUUUUUUCUUUAUGAGCCUUUCUCCAGAAGAGAUUUCUGAUCUUGUGAAAUUAUGUUUUUUCUUCUUAUUAAAGGAAAUGUUCUCAGCUCUUCAGAGCUGUAACAUCUCUUUAUGUAAAAUAUGUAACCAUUUACUUCUGUCAUCAGAAAAAAAAAUUCAAAAUGAGAAAUAAAGGGCAUAGUCUAAAAAAAAAUUGAUCUCUGUUUCAUGCUUCUGAGAUAACAAUGGUUUUAGCUGAUUGUGUACUGAGAGUUAUACUUGGAAUGACAAACAUGGUUUAGAGGUCAGUGUUUGGAAAUGCAUGCAAAUGCUGCUGUUCAGAUCACAGAAAUACAGAGGAAAUCAGUGCACUGAAAGUAAAGCAGUGUUAGUGUAAUUGCAAGACUAUGGAGUCUUAUCUCACGGUAUUUGGUGUUUAUUUCCUCAAUUUUAUUUUGAAUUACAAAGACAAAUUGCUUAGCAUAUCCAGGCUACUGUUUUUAAUGCUAGUCAAUCCACAGUCAAUAUGAAACUUGACUCCCCACCUCGACCUUUAGUUCCCUCUUUUUCCCUUCUUUUUUAAAGAGUAGUGUGAAGUGGCUGGCUGCCUUCUUGGGAGUCUGUCCCAGAGCCCUGCUGUGUGGUUGUCAAACCACUGCAAUGCUUUUCAGUGAGACAGAAAUUGGGGUCUUGUGCAAGGUCCUCUGAGCCCUUUUGUAUCCUCCCUAGCAGUUUCCAGUCCUUUUCUUUGAGCCUGCUAGAGACACCACAAAUCAAUCCUCUUCCCCUUUCCUCUGAGAUUUCAGUCAGAAGCAGAACUGUAAAUAGAUUUACUAUUGAACAAGACAGCCAAGUUUUGAAUAUUGAUUUUUCAUACUUUCUUUUUUACAUUUUUCAUUAUGUACAUCUAAGGAAAGCAUUUGCUGACGUUGGAAGCUGGCACUCAGCAGUGAUGUGGCCGUACAACCCUCCAGAGGUCCCUUCCAGCCCUCACUAUUCCCUGAUUCUGUGGGGUUUGAUUGCAGCCCCUGUGCAGACCAGUGGCACUCACAGACCCUCGCGUUCCUGCCCACAGUGUGUGCCCCACAGUGUGCCAAGGCAGUUGUUUGGUUGGUUGUGCAGAGAGGAGCAUCCUGGGCAUCGUGGGUACUUUGGGAAAGAGCAUUCACACUCUGUCCUUUCAGUGCUGCUUCAGGAAAGCAGAAUUGGAGUCCAGUCCUUGCUUUCAUGGUGCACAGACAUCCUCACACACUCCUAGAAGAUGGGGUUUUUCCUGGGGACUUACAAGCUAAGCCUUCCUUGCAGCACUGAAACCUGCAGCAAAGUACCUGUCAGAGAGAAAAGGAGAAAUAGUGAGAUGGAUUCCAUAAGGUCAAAAAGUCCUUUGAACAGAGCUGUGUGCUGGCACAAGAAAAAUCCUUUCCUCAAGAGACUACAACAAUCAUGGGAGUAUUUGACUAUUUCUGUUAUGUGAGAGGCAUAGCUACUUCUCGUGCAUUUGGGAUCAAAGGAGUCUUUUUCCUGCUCUGGAAAUAGCAUGCUUCUACUUUUGUUUCCAGAUUGAAGUGCAGUUCGAUAGCUUUUUCAUGUUCUCCUGGUUAUGCUGCUGAAAUGUGAUCUUACCUGCUAUAAAAUUUAACAAAAACCUAAGUUCUCUUUGAAGUGAGACAGAGGUUAAGUGUCUGGAUAAGAUGCCCUUCUGUAAUAUUCCUGUAUUGUUUUACUACCAUCUUUUUAUAUUCUCAUUUUUCUAGUACUAGGGAAAUAACAGCAUGAAGUUAGAAACUGGUAAUGAUAGAUAUAAUGACAGAUACUAAUAGAUAUUAAUGAAAUACUAGAUCCUAUGUGAAGUCCUUGAAAACACCAGUUACCAGAAUUUUUGGCUUCAGUGAUCUUGAAAACAAUCGUCCCAGGUUCUUGAGGGUUAUUUUAUUGCACAGCAAAAACCAGAAACAGGUGGUUCACCUGGUAUUUUAGAGACUGGCCUGCAUCUUGAGACAGGCUUUGUUUCUGUGAGAGGGUAUGUUUUAAGUUUUGAGAACUCCUGCUAAAAAGAACACGGAAAAAUAUUGCAGACUUCUUAGGAAAAAGCUAGCUCUCAGGAGAGGCUGCACCUUGGUUUCCUGUCUGUUUCUAGCCAUUUAAAAGUCAUUAUUUCUGAUUUUUGGAAUUUUCUUUGGUAGGAAGGUUUUGGGUUUACCAGUCUCACCUCUUGGGAAAGUUUAUUUCUUUUGCAUCCUUUAAAUAUUAACUUCUGGAAUCAGCACUUGAAAAUCAGUUAUUUCAUACUACAUUCUAUGAAAGUGAGCAAUACCUCAGCCUUGUUUCAUAUUUUUGACCAACAUCUGUACUAUUUUUCAUCUUCAUUGGUUGAUUUUGCUGCAGCAGUAAGUAAAUCUGAAAUUGAUUGCUGUCAGAGCCAUUUUGUUUAUAAAUUAAUAAAUUCAGAGAAGAUAGAAGUUAAUGGAAAAUCUUGCAAAGAGCAUAAGGAGGUGCAGCCAAUUUGUGACAAACUAAUGAUUUAGUACCACAAUGACUUCAACCUUUUGGGAGCAACUGCUCAGCUGGAGUAUUGACUUUCAUUGAAAUUUCGGAAGCUGUCUGCCAUUAAGUUUCACUUUUUACAUGAUGUAUAUUGCCACAGUUUUAAGGGCUGGUUAUGAAAAGGAGGGGGGAAAAAAGCAUUUGCUAAUUUAAGAACUCAACACUGAAUGUGUCUCAAAUGCUUCAAGGUCCAUCUAUAAACAGGGCUUUUGAAAGUAAGAGGAGCUACAUAGAAAGCAUGAGAAAUUUUACCUUUUUUUUCAUGUCCUGUUGAAGAGAGAGAGCAAAUUGGUACACAGCUAAGCUGUCAUCUUCUGCUUCCAAAUAUUUAGGCAUCUGUGCUCUUGAUUUAAGGCCCUGCCUAUGUGUGGUUGUUCUUGCUUUGUAGUAAUAUCCUGCCACUGUGAAAGCAGCCACCCUCCUCCACUUCAACAUUGCGAGAAUGGAGGGAGUUUGUGUUGGUGUAACUUCAUUACAAUUCAGGCUUCUAUGUACAAACAAAGCCUCUGAAACACUUCAGAGCUGCAUCAUAGCCAUGGUUCACUUCUAAAAAAGCAAACCAAAAUUGUGUCCUUGACUAAAUAGACCAGGAAAACCCUGAAGUGUAGUCCAGCUUUCCUAUUGUGCCUCCUUGUAGAACAGUAUGCACUGCAGACCAGGUCCAGCCUCCUGAAUUACCACUUCAUGUCUCUAAAAUGAGAGUAAAGCAAUGUCCUUCCCUACUAUGAAUGCUGAGUAAAUACCUGCAUAGAUAUAAAAUACGUGAGGUGGGUUAUUUCUUUCAGAGUUAAGUGGUUUUGGUUUUGUUGAGGCUCUCUCCUGUUCCAUGUGUAAGUUCUUGCAGAUUGUGGGUUUUUUCAGGUUAUACCCAGCUUUGAGUGUUCUUACUCCCUCUUCCCCCCAGUUACAGUAGCGUUCUCUGCAGUUGUGAAUCUGGUACUACAGGACUUCAUUGAUUUCUGUGCCCUGAUGGUUUGUCCUUGUAUGUGGCUUUGCUCAGCACGAGGACUGUGUCUUUGAAGCUGAUGAAUUCUCGUGGAGGCCACAUGCACAGAAUUGUUCCCAAGGCAGGGGAGUGCUGUGCUGGGGGAAGAGGUCACGAGAGCCACUGCAAAUACUCUGCACAAGGUUCUGGCAUUAAUUCUGCUGAUGUGAAAUGUAUUAAUAUCUCCUGCUGAAAUGUGAUAUUAAUGUUUUUGCUGUGUGCAAGUGGAUGAUUAGAUUGUCUGACAUUUAAAAAUUCCUA
Motacilla alba alba is the source of this 5882-nucleotide messenger RNA. RefSeq names its product spermatogenesis associated 6 (gene SPATA6). Lineage: Eukaryota; Metazoa; Chordata; Aves; Passeriformes; Motacillidae. Gene Ontology annotation, molecular function: myosin light chain binding. Gene Ontology annotation, biological process: motile cilium assembly; spermatogenesis. Bases 145 to 1263 code for a protein of 372 amino acids. The transcript is spliced from 11 exons. The record is from RefSeq and is a predicted model, not a curated record.